Molecule: messenger RNA, 2267 nt
Organism: Rhineura floridana
Lineage: Eukaryota; Metazoa; Chordata; Lepidosauria; Squamata; Rhineuridae
Gene: BRD7
Product: bromodomain containing 7
Exons: 17
Coding region: 179-2149 (656 amino acids)
Biological process (GO): regulation of transcription by RNA polymerase II
Cellular component (GO): nucleus
Source: RefSeq, a predicted model, not a curated record
CCCGGAAGUUGUCUAACCAGACAAUGGGUGAGGUUACUCUUAUUUGCAUCUCUGUGCUCCUCUCCCCUUUUCUCCGCUUUGUGCGCUCGGCCUUUCUCUCGCGCGAGUAACAAAGCCGGCGGAGGGGAGGGGCGAGGCAGUGACGAGGAGAGUGUCGCGCCGCCGCCUCAUUCGGACCAUGGGCAAGAAGCACAAGAAACACAAGGGGGACAAAUACCCGUAUGAAGAAUAUGUAGAUAAACCCUUAAAGCUUGUUUUAAAAGUGGGAGGAAAUGAAGUCACGGAACUUUCCACCCAGAGCUCAGUACACGAUUCAGCCCCAUAUGAAGACAAAAAUGAACAUGAAAAACACAAAGACAAGAAAAGGAAGAAGAGGAAAAAAGCAGAAAAGCAAGCUCCUGGAGAAGAAAAGGAAAAAAGAAAGAGAAAAGUAAAGGAUGAUAAAAAGAAGCGAGACAGGGACCGUGGUGAAAGUGAAGGAGAAAGAGAACUGAAAUGUCAGACUCCUAUAAGACUAGAAUUACCACUUGAAAAACCAUUGGCAAGCAGUUUGGCAAAACAAGAGGAAGUGGAACAGACACCACUUCAAGAAGCAUUGAACCAACUUGUGAGGCAACUGCAAAGAAAGGAUCCAAAUGCUUUCUUUUCAUUUCCUGUGACUGACUUUAUUGCUCCUGGCUACUCCAUGAUCAUUAAACGCCCAAUGGAUUUUAGUACCAUGAAAGAGAAGAUCAAGAACAAUGGUUACCAGUCCAUAGAAGAACUAAAGGACAAUUUCAAGCUGAUGUGCACUAAUGCCAUGGUGUAUAACAAACCAGAGACCAUUUAUUACAAGGCUGCAAAAAAACUCUUGCAUUCAGGAAUGAAAAUACUCAGCCAGGAAAGAAUUCAGAGCUUGAAACAAAGUAUCGACUUCAUGGCAGACCUUCAAAAAAGCAGGAAGCAGAAAGAUAAAGAAGGUCUUCAAUCAGGUGGAGAAGAUGAUGAUGGCUUUUUAAAAGAUGCAGACUCCAUGGACAUAGACCUCAGAGUGUUUAAAACACCUAGCAAAGAACUCAAAAAGAAAGAGAAAGAGCUGCUUGAAGAAAAAAUAAGGAAUAGUAAUUUAGAGAGGGAACAAGAGCUGAUUGAACGUAUCAUUAAAGAAUCAGGAGGAAAGUUAACAAAACGACCUGCUAAUGCUCAGUGUGAGUUUGAAAGAAGAAAACCUGAUGGCACAACCACCCUGGGACUUCUUAAUCCAGCAGAAAAUAACACAGGGGAACUCGGACAUGGCUCUGUGAAGUUGGGUGUGACGGCUGGAAGACUUCAGUCAGGCGUAAAUACAUUACAAGGAUUCAAAGAAGACAAAAGAAACAAAGUUACUCCUGUGAUGUACUUGAACUAUGGGCCCUUUAGCUCUUAUGCACCAGCUUAUGACUCCACGUUUUCAAAUAUCAGCAAGGAUGAUUCUGAUUUAAUAUAUUCCACUUAUGGGGAAGGUUCUAAUCAGGGGAGUUUUAACAUUAAUGAGUUUUUGGCAAAAUCUCAAGACUACCCAUAUGUAAUGGCAGACAGCCUGUUGGAUGUUUUGACCCAAGGGAGGCAUUCCCGCUCGCUCAGAGAACUAGAAAAGUUACAGCCAGCAGAAGAAGUUGAAGGUGUGCAUGAAAAGGCUGCUACAACCAAGGACAUAGAGAUUGUGGAAAUAGAUCCACCCAGCAGGUUUGACUCCACUCUUAGCAAGGAGAGACUUACAGCACUGAGAGCAGUAACCAAUUUUGGGAUGCCCGUGGACGAGUUUGACUCAGAAGAAGCAGAGGUCUUCCAGCGAAAACUUGAUGAAACCACAAAAUUGCUUAAAGAGCUGCAAGAUGCUCAGAAUGAACGACUGAGUACAAAACCACCUCCUAACAUGAUUUGCCUUUUGGGCCCAUCUUAUAAAGAGAUGCAUUUGGCGGAGAGAGUGACCAGUAACCUAAAAGAGCUCGCACAACAAGUGGCUCCAGGAGAUAUUGUGAGCACAUAUGGAAUCCGUAAAGCAAUGGGGAUUUCAGUCCCUUUACCAGAUGCCAUGGACAGCUUUGUUGACUUAACAGAUGUUGCAGAGGAACCUCCGAAAGCUACCAUUUUAAUUGCAAAUGAAUGUGAACCCAUUGGUGGUACCUGAUACUUCUAAUAUUUAAACCAAUUUUAAGUCUUUUUUUUUAACCUUUGCGCCAGUGCAUGCAUGGCCCUUUGUAUACUUUGUGUUAUAUCUGAAUUCCUAAUAAAAUCUUUAAAACCAA